Carcharodon carcharias (great white shark) is the source of this 3045-nucleotide messenger RNA. It is a transcript of the gene inpp5e, whose product is annotated as inositol polyphosphate-5-phosphatase E. The record is from RefSeq and is a predicted model, not a curated record. The transcript has 12 exons. Gene Ontology annotation, molecular function: phosphatase activity. Bases 560 to 2518 code for a protein of 652 amino acids. Gene Ontology annotation, biological process: phosphatidylinositol dephosphorylation. NCBI's taxonomy places the organism in Eukaryota, Metazoa, Chordata, Chondrichthyes, Lamniformes, Lamnidae.
CCAUGCAUUGUGACUAAUGGCUGGGAUGAAUCCUCCUGCUUCCCGAAAUGCACUGUGUCUGGCGUUGCCCCCGUGCUUUGGGCCGGUUGCUAAGGGCCUCAGGCGGUUUCAUGGCCCCGGCGUCAGGGCCUGGGAGCGAGUGCGGUAGCGGAGCGGGGAGCCCGGCAGCGGGGCCCGGGUGUGAGACAUCCUGUGAUCCUGAAACAGCUGAAACUAGAAACACGGCACCCCAGUAACUUUCACAGCAAUGUGUAAGGUGCUGGCUGGAUGACCUUUGGUUAGGUCUGCUGUCACCAUGGAGGUACCGCAAGGAUGCCAAGAGGUGUUGCCUUAUGUCCUCUCCAUUGGAGCUUUGAGAUAUCAAUCAGGGCCGAUUCCACCUAUUUACGUUACUGGUUCCUCUUUUUCUCUGCAAAAGUGAAAGGAUGAGGCAGUCUGUUUGGUGGGUCACUGGUGAUGGGAAUCGGACGCUUUUAAGGACUUUUCCACAGUUGUUAAAGAUGGAUCACUCCCGACUGCACAUGUUUCGCUUGCCAUCUAAAGUGGCAGUUGGCCAAGAAUGAGUGAUCAGACCAACCUGCCAGCCGGCGGUGCCUGGAACCUGGACUCCGGUACGGGCAGCAGACAGCAGAGAGGUCAUGAGGCUGGAAGAGACCAACUGAGGAACCAGGAGGAAUCCACACGGUUCCUCAGCGACACUUGGAAAUACCCCCCCGAGGAGUUGGGCCAUGGGGUCCAAGGGCUGCAGCCGGCAUUGGUGCCAAGACCACCGGCAAGACCCAAGCCAUCCCGGCAGGGCAAGUUGCAGUGCCUGCAUUCAGUGGAAGGCAGAGUGGCCGGCCGCAGAACGAGGGGCAGGAGCAGUGAGGAGAGCUCAUCUGAGCCUGUGGACACUGACUCAUCCUGCGGUUCCUUGUAUGGUGGUGACCUCUCAGGCUCCCCCAUGCAGUGUCUUCAGGGCAGGUCCAUAGUGGUUCCCCAGAGGACUCUGCCCAGCAGCAGCAGCAGCAGCAGCAGUAGUUUGCGAGAGUGUGACACCAGCGAGUCAGCCGGCAGCACAGCAGAGUAUCGUAACGGUCCUACCUGCCCAGACUUCCAGCCCAGGAAUGACUACCCUGAUAUUAAAACAGUGCCCUCAGCCUAUCGGAAGCUGCCUCCUGUGGUGCCCACCAAGCCCCUCCCUCCAAUGGACAUUAACCUGGACUCAACAGCACUAAGGAUCAGUAAUCGGAUCGACCCAGAUUUUGUGGAUUACACUCACGUGACUCAGAGAGGGGAGUCAAGUCAGCACACCAAUAUCCUCAUCCAGCCCCAUGGAAUUGAAGACAACCGAUCCCCAUUCUCCAUGAGUUCUUCGAGUAGUGUCCUAUUUCCCGUCCGCUCAGAGGAUCUUCGGAACAGGAGUUAUCUGGAGGGUAGUCUCCUAGCCAGUGGAGCUCUGCUGGGAGCCAGUGAAUUGGAUCGUUAUUUUCCUGACCGAAGAGUCCGAGUGUUUAUCACCACCUGGAACAUGCAAGGCCAGAAGCUCCCGGAUAAACUGGAUGACCUUCUCUUGCCCUGUGACGCUCAAUAUAUUCAAGACUUGUAUGUCAUUGGUACUCAGGAAGGAAUCCCAGACAGGAGAGAAUGGGAGAUCCGCUUACAGGAGACCCUAGGGCCUCACUUUGUGUUGCUGUAUUCUGCAGCACAUGGAGUCCUCCAGCUCUCUCUGUUCAUCAGGAGAGACCUCAUCUGGUUCUGCUCAGAGGUAGAACAAGCAACCGUGACAACUCGUAUCGUCUCCCAGAUCAAGACCAAGGGAGCUGUAGCAAUCUCAUUCACAUUUUUUGGGACAUCCUUCCUCUUCAUUACUUCUCACUUUACCUCUGGACAAGGGAAGGUUUACGAGAGGAUGCUGGACUAUAAUAAAAUAAUAGAAGCCCUGGCACUGCCAAGGGUCGUCCCUGACACCAAUGUCUACAGAUCCGACCCCUAUGAUGUGACAACCCGAUUUGACGAGGUGUUCUGGUUCGGUGACUUUAACUUCCGUCUGGAUGUGAAGCGUGCAGUGAUUGAUGAGCUCCUGCACAGCAACAUUGAGGACAGUCUCCGCUCCAUUCUGCAUUAUGAUGAGCUAACCAAGAAACUGCAGGAGGGGUCCAUUUUUAAAGGCUUCAAGGAAGCAGAAAUAAGUUUUCUACCAACCUACAAGUUUGACAUUGGAUGUGAUGUUUACGACAGCAGUGCCAAAAAAAGGACUCCCUCCUACACGGACCGCAUUAUAUACAAAAGCCGGCAGAAAGGUGACAUCUUUGUGCUUAAAUAUGGUAGCUGCACUUCAAUCAAAACGUCAGAUCAUAGGCCAGUGUACAGCUACUUUCAAGUCAGGCUCAGACCCGGAAGAGAUAACAUCCCAUUGUGUGCCGGUCAGUUUUACAGAGAUAUCUACAAAGAGGGAAUAAAAAGACGGUUCCUGAGGGAGCAGAAGAGAAGAGCUUUCUGGAACCAGAAGAACAGUAUAAUCUGCAGCGUGUCCUGACUCAACUCAGAGAUAAAUGGGGAGUUUCCUUAAUCUAUCCGAUUCCUGCAGCAGUGGACCAGACACAAAAACAGACUGCACAGAGGGUGCUGAUCACAGGUCUGGCCCUCACACAGGAGCGAGGCUCCUGAGUCACUCACAGGUACCAUGCCAAGGUGUUUUCAAAGGAAACUAUGGGAAAGGUAGGGUGCCAUGUACCCACUUAUAAAGAGCAACAGUGUGCAUAUUAAUUCACUAUUAUUGUUGUUUUAUAAUUAUGUUUUGUAAUAUUCAGUAUUUAGAAGACAUUGGAAAAUGUCUAUUCAUUUUUUUUUAAACAGGCUGCCACAAUGUUGUGAGCAACUUGGACCUUAAGAAAAUUGUUUAUAAAUUUUUUUUCACUGAGCUCCCCACCCUCCUGAAGAUGGGACCCACACACACUGACUCUCACUGCGGUAAGGGUCCCACACACACUGACUCUCACUGGGGUACGGGUCCCACACACACUGACUCUCACUGCGUUAAGGGUCCCACACAUACUGACUCUC